Molecule: messenger RNA, 759 nt
Organism: Heterocephalus glaber (naked mole-rat)
Lineage: Eukaryota; Metazoa; Chordata; Mammalia; Rodentia; Bathyergidae
Source: RefSeq, a predicted model, not a curated record
AUGCAGUCCACAGACAAUGAAGAGUACAAGGUGCCAGGUCUUGGUGAUGAGCUGGAAGCCAAAGAUAAAGGACAACUGAGUCAAGGACAACUUUCAACCAAGCCUAGAGAGGGGCCAUCCAAGUUGCUGUGGCAGUGGCGAAAGACCGAGCGGGACCCGAGAGUAGGUAGGGAGCGGCCAUGUCUUGCUACACGAGGUCCCCCAACACCUCCCUGUUCAUCAGGAAUGUCGCGGACGCCGCCAGCACCAGGCCAAAAGAAAUCAAAAGAAUGGCAUCCUUGUUCUCCAGCUGAUCACAGGAGAUCAAGAAGCCCCAGUCAAAGGAGAACUCGAAGUAGAAGUUCUUCAUGGGGAAGAAACAGGAGGUGUUCAGAUAGCCUUAAAGAGUCUCGACACAGGCAAUUCUCUUACAGCCAGUCUAAAUCUCGUUCCAAAUCACUACCAAGGCAGUCUACCUCAGCACGGCAGUCAAGAACUCCAAGAAGGAAUUCUGGUUCUAGAGGAUGGUCAAGGUCCAAAUCUUUACAAAAAAGGUCCAAGUCAAUAGGAAAAUCACAGUCAAGUUCACCUCAAAAGCAGAAUAGCUCAGGAACAAAAUCAAGAUCACAUGGAAGACAUUCUGACUCCAUAGCAAGAUCCCCCUAUAAAUCUCCCAAAGGGUAUACCAAUUCUGAAACUAAAGCACAAACAGCAAAACAUUCUCAUUUUCGGUCACAUUCCAGAUCUCAGAGUUAUCGUCAUAAAAACAGUUGGUGAACA